Molecule: messenger RNA, 2673 nt
Organism: Astyanax mexicanus (Mexican tetra)
Lineage: Eukaryota; Metazoa; Chordata; Actinopteri; Characiformes; Acestrorhamphidae
Product: thymidine phosphorylase
Exons: 10
Coding region: 337-1698 (453 amino acids)
Biological process (GO): pyrimidine nucleobase metabolic process; pyrimidine nucleoside metabolic process
Cellular component (GO): cytosol
Molecular function (GO): 1,4-alpha-oligoglucan phosphorylase activity; pyrimidine-nucleoside phosphorylase activity
Source: RefSeq, a predicted model, not a curated record
UCAUGCUGUUCACUAAAGCCUGGUUUUAUGGAAAGCUGUACCUGCAAACUAUUUGCUUUGUGUACUGUACAGUAGCGGUGUGUGUGUGUGUGUGUGCAUGUGACCCCAGAGAGCCAAGGAGUGGUUGACAUGGUUAAUGUGUGACGGACAGGUGGGCCUGAAAGUCACAGAUGAUUGGACGAUAAGCCUCUAGGGUUAGCACGUGGUUCUGAACUUGAGAAUGUACAGUCCUGUAGUGCACGUGUUUUACAGCCUCUCAUAUAAAGCUUAUUUUGGUUACUCCCUGAGUCUCGCUGCUUCUCAAGAAAACUAAGCUGUUGACUCUGUAAUGUAAGGAUGGCGCAGACGGAGAGUGUUGUCAGCUUCCAGGAGAUGAUCAGACGGAAGAGGGAUGGUGGUCAGCUCAGUUCAGAGGAGAUCCGUGCUUUUGUACAGGGAGUUACAUCGGCCACAAUUCAGGAAAGUCAAAUAGGUGCCAUGCUCAUGGCCAUGUGGAUGAAGGGUAUGGUGGCAGAGGAAACCCUUGCUCUAACGAAGGAAAUGAUGAUGUCAGGGGAAGUUUUCCACUGGCCCGAGGAGUGGGCAGGGCUUGUGGUGGACAAACACUCAACAGGUGGAGUUGGAGACAAGGUCAGCCUUCCACUGGCCCCUGCUCUGGCUGCCUGUGGAUGCAAGGUUCCUAUGAUCAGUGGACGUGGUCUAGCACACACUGGAGGCACACUGGACAAGCUGGAGUCCAUCCCAGGGUUCAACAUCCACCAGACUGUGGAGCAGGUGAAGCAGAUUCUGCAGAAUGUGGGCUGUUGCAUUGUGGGUCAGACAGAGAAUCUGGUGCCUGCAGACAGAGUUCUGUAUGCUGUACGAGACGCCACUGCUACUGUGGAGAGUCUUCCACUUAUUACGGGCUCUAUCAUCUCAAAGAAAGGAGCUGAGCGACUGUGUGCACUUUUGUUAGAUGUGAAGUUCGGCAGAGCUGCUCUGUAUAAAGACCAGGACAGCGCCAAGGCCCUCGCCCAGUCUCUGGUUACCGUGGGAAACAGCUUGGGUAUGAAGACAGGGGCGGUGCUUAGCCGAAUGGAUGCUCCCAUUGGCCAUUGUGUGGGAAAUGCUCUGGAGGUAUGUGAAGCCUUGGAAUGCCUCAAAGGGCGGGGCCCUGAUGACCUGAAGGAACUGGUUAUAUCAUUAGGCGGCUUCCUGCUGUGGAUGAGCAAUCGAUCACCUACUCCAGAGAAAGGACAGAUGAUGAUCGCUGAGGUCCUGAAGAACGGGGCAGCCCUGCACAAGUUCCAGGCCAUGCUGGAGGCCCAAGGGGUGUCCACAGAUAUUGCCCGCUCCCUCUGCUCAGAAACCACAGAUUACUCCAAACACCUGAGACCUGCAGAGUACCAGACUCAGCUUCAGGCUUCAAGCGAUGGGACCGUUCUGGACAUUGAUGGCAUGGUCAUAGCCACAGUGCUGCACAGACUAGGGGCUGGCCGUACCCAGGCUGGGGAGCCAAUCAACCACAGCGUGGGGGCGAAGCUUCUAGUACACUUAGGUCAACAAGUACAGAAAGGUCAGUCCUGGAUCACGAUUCAUCACGAUUGUCCCGUACUGAGCCCAGAACAGCGUUCUGACCUGCAGGGAAGUUUGAUUGUUGGUGAAACAGACAGAUAUCAGCCUAAUGGCCGAGUGGUGGAGUUCAUCCAACCAAACUGACCCUUGUUGAGUCCACCAUAUCCAGCUGGAGACCAGUGGAUAUAGUUGACCAAUUAAACAGAGGAAUAAUGAAAGAGAUAGAGACAAAAACGCAAAAGAAAAGUACAAAAAACUCUAAACGGUGCAAAGUAUAGUUUUUUUGUAUUCAUCUAUACAGUAGUGCUUCAAUAUUUAUAAACUCUUUUGAAUUUUCUAUAUUUCUGCAUGAAUUCACAUAAAUGAAAGAAAAAAUAUUAGACUCAGGUAUUUACUUAUUUAGGAAAAUUAUGAUUAGCAAUAUUACAUACAGUUCCUGUGAGAGGUAAAAGUGUUUGAACCUUUGCUUUUUUAGUAUCUGGUAUGUCCCCCUUAAUCCUGAACAUUAUCUUUUGAUACAAACAGAACAACUUCAAUUCUGUUAUGUUGGUGCUUUUCCUUCCAUUAACUGUGGCUUCAGGUCCUUCCAUAACUUUUACAUUUUCAUUAUUGGAUUCUUUUAAGGAUUAAGGUCUGCACUUUGAAUUGGGCAUUGCAACACAUUAACUUUAUUCAUAUUUAACCAUUCUUUGGUAGAACAGCUUGUGUGUGCUUAGGGUCGUUGUCUUGCUGCAUGACCCACCUUCUCUUGAGAUUCAGUUCAUAGACAGUUAUAGAGUGUUAUUUUUCUUAAGAAAUGUUUGGCGUAAUUUAUAAUUCACUGUUUCAUCAAUAAUGGCAAGAUAUUAUGGCCCAGAUGCAGCAAAACAGACCCAAACCAUACCAAACCACACUACCACCACCAUGUUUCACAGAUGGGAUAAAGUAUUUGUGCUGGAUUGCAGUGUUUUCCUUUUUCCCAAACAUAACGAUUCUUCUGGGGAUGGAUAUAAUGUGCUUAUAUUUCCUCCAUUUGUUUUCCAGCUUGAUUUUUUUUUAACUUCUCAGAAAUCUACUUUUUUUAUACAGUAUAAAUUAAAAUAUUACAAGGUAGUCGCAUUUUAUUUUAGUAUGUUUUCA